AUGGAUGACAGCGGACCUCUUUACAAUGUGCGCAUGAAGCGCGGCCAAGGGUACAAUUCCUAUAUUCAAGAAGUCCGAAUCGACAAUGCUGUCACAAUCACCAAAUUCCCAGAAAACCCUGCGCGUGCAAGUGCCUCGAUUAGUGAGGCCGACACGAUCACGGCAGAGCAUACAAGGAGCGAUUCGGUGUCAAAAGCAGCGCCACCGCCACCGCCAAAGCCGGGUCUGGACAUGAAUGACAUCCUUACCACACUGACCGAGAGCUUGAAGAGAACCAGCGCCGAAACACCACAGCAACCGAAACUGCCGUAUCUGCUCAAAUUGGAUCCGAAUGCUCGGCACAACCAAACGGUGACCUUUUCUUCAAAACAGGUCAAGAGUAUUGUUGAAAUGAACAAUGCCAUGGGGUUUAAUGCUUCUGCUGCAAUCAAAGCCACCAGCUUAGGCCCAGGCGCCGACGCUCGCAGCAGUCUUGCAACUCGAGAUGAUCUCAAUACGAACGACGUCAAUUUCCUUGUUCAUGUUAAGGUCGUCAACGAGGCUGAUGAUCGCAAGGAAGAAUGGUCGUUUAACGAAGUUCCAGGCUUGAAUGAAGCCCUUGGAGAUGAGAAGGCGCCAAGCCAGAUGAAGGACGCGCAUGCCAGGAGCGUCGAGUUUACGCGAAUUUAUGGCGACUGUUUCAUAUCGGAUUUCGUCGAGGGGGGUGAGAUAUAUGCCUGGGUAGGCAUCAAGUCACAAGAUCGGAAGAAUUCCAGACAAUUAGCCGUGCAUGCUUCGGCGCAGUUGACCCCCAUGGGUCUACCAGUGCAAGCUUCAGGUGAAAUGGACGCCACACAGGAACGAAAUCGUCUCUUUUCGCAAGCAACAACUUCCAUCCGGAUUCAAUGGCGAGGCGGUGGCCAGAUCAAGAAUCACGACUUCCCCUGGGGAAUGGACAGUCUGAUCCUCAUAGCGAAUGCUUUUCCUUCAAUGGUCGCAGCCAAGCCAGCCAAGAUUCGAGCUGUCUUGACACCGUACACGGCUCUGAAGAGUUUCCACGACCACCGACUGGCGAGUCCUCGCAUACCCUUACCGCUGACUUACGACCAUUGUGCCAUUUAUACUAGCACGCUGUAUGAAGACUUCAUGGCGUUUCAAGACUUGUGCGAGAAGCUGAAUGCAAUGAUCAAAGACCCCCAGGACUACCGGAAUCGGGACGAUGACAAAGCUAAAAUGAACAGCCAGAAGGCUGCUCUGCAGAGUGGUGAUGUUGUUGUUGGUACAAGACGGGAUACCAUCGACUUCACAGCAUCAGAGAUAGAUGACCCAGCACCAGACGCAUGGACGGACAAAAAGACUCGGGCCCUCAUGAACCUCGACGUCAUUAUCAAAGACCCGACUCCCAAACUCACCAACAUGGACCCAGAUCCACAGAAACUAAGCAUGAUGAGGCUUCUCUGUCGCUCUUCAAUGAUCUACAUUCAGGAACAGGCCGCAGCACUAGUCGUGGACCCGGCGAGAUCGAUCACCCAGCACGACCACCAAGGUCGGCACGUGUACAGUCUUCCAAAGUAUAUUUGUCCAGGCGUCAUUCAAAGCAUACUCCCGAUCCCCAAAUUUGACAACAGCGGGAGUGAAUGGCGAGACAAGGAGGUGGCCGACUUGCAAGGCAUGGAGCAUAUAACUAGCGACCCGGUGACUUACUGCUGGGAUGUAAUUGGAGAGCCCUUGUCCCAGUACAAAAGUUACGAACACUUUGCAAUUGGCAAUUUCGACGUCGAUGACGAGGAAGUCCCUCAACGAGUUGCCGUGCAACCUUUUGCAGCCGGGUGGUAUCACAGCCGCCGUGUGAAAGACAGUCACAACGCCAUCAGCGGUAUCGGAUUCGGGUACACAAACAAAAAGUCCCUCUUCCACCGCAGCACCAAAUCAGUCGAAGCCGAGGAGUCCACAGGGGUCAAGAAAUCUAGCGCGGAAGAACGAGCCACAAUGUUCGCCAACAUGUACGUCGGGUCUAAACCCACAGGAGCGCGUUGGAAGCAGAUCGAGGACCGCAACCUCAGCGCCUCCUCGAUCAAUCGUGUCCAUGUCUACUACCGCCCGGGGGCCGGCCGUAUUGCAGGCCUCGAAUUUCUCUCCGACCCUAAUCCCGCAGAUUUUAAUGACGACGCGAAAAGAGUGACGCCGGUGUUCAUUCACAAAGCGUGGGAUCCAGAUGCGAGCGCCGAGAGCAGUUUGACAGCAAAACUGCCCGAGAAGAUGGAGAAACAGGCGCUGUAUCCGGGGGAUAAUGUGUUGGAUGAGAAUAUGGACAAAAAUUGGAUGUUCGCCGGGUUGAUGGGCGCAUUUGAGAGAGUCGGGCUUCCAGGCGCGGGAAGAUUAAAGACUGGGAGGGUGUUGGUGAAAGUUGCGGUCGUGUGGAAGAAGAGGCCUGGGACUUCAUGA
Molecule: messenger RNA, 2424 nt
Organism: Cladophialophora psammophila CBS 110553
Lineage: Eukaryota; Fungi; Ascomycota; Eurotiomycetes; Chaetothyriales; Herpotrichiellaceae
Exons: 1
Coding region: 1-2424 (807 amino acids)
Source: RefSeq, a predicted model, not a curated record